Vespula pensylvanica (western yellowjacket) is the source of this 1799-nucleotide messenger RNA. RefSeq lists its product as uncharacterized. Lineage: Eukaryota; Metazoa; Arthropoda; Insecta; Hymenoptera; Vespidae. The transcript has 3 exons. The record is from RefSeq and is a predicted model, not a curated record. Bases 365 to 1699 code for a protein of 444 amino acids.
UACCUUUUAUUAAUAAUUUUAUUCAUUACCAUACAAGUUUGGACUUUUUUUAUAAGAUUAUAAAUACAUAAUAUAAUUUAUAUUUUCGAUGAUUUGAAUAUUACAUCUAGUCAUACAUUUAUUCUAUAUCGAUAAAACUUGAGAGAGUUUUUAAUUAAUAUCAAAAUAUUUAUGUUAUUAGGAAGUGACCGUCUAUAGCCCACAUUUUUAAAUAGGGAAGCUUAAAGUCACGCAAUUAUCAUAUUUAUCCCGAUAUCUAGAAACACACUUUCUCGAACAUGAGGGUAACCCGCAGAUUUUGAAGUUGGUCGACUGAACCAUUCGAGUUUCUCUUCACUUUUGAAUCGAUCGCAGUAAAGCGAGGAUGAGCUCCUUAAUCGCCUUAUUUUCAAUCGUCAUUCUUUAUGGUAGAGAAGUCUAUUGCGAUGACAUCACGAAGACGCUCAAACCCGAGAAUACGAUGAUUUUGAAGAAAAAUGAUAGUCAUCCCUUGCAAAAAGAAACAUUGUGGUCAAGUUUGUUAUCGAAGCGACUGGAAUCAAUGAAUAUCAAAAAUACGGAAAAGCAUGAAAACAAUAAAAUAAAUACUAUGGAAAUGUUUAACAAGCGGAAGUCGAAAUUCUUAGGAAGUCUAGCUUUUCUAGCCGGACUUGGUUUUGGUGGACUCGCUGGUGCUGCUUCAUCAACUGUGAAAGCCUAUGCAAAGUUUCCUCAAGCCGCAAUAGCGAUGAACUUUGUUCCUUCGAAACAAGGGCCUUAUUUAGCUGCUUACUACGAUCCUUAUCCUUUUGUACCUCAUCCUUAUCUGUAUCAUGCUCCUUUGGGAUUCUAUCCUUUCAUGGAUCCUUUGAAACUUCAAUCCCUCAUUGGUGGAUCGUCUCAACAAAAUGGAGCUGAUCGUCCGGAUCAAAUUAUUACUGUAUUCGACGACAAGCGACCUUCUGAUUCUGAUGAUAGUGAGGAAGAAUAUAUAGUGGAAAAAAAGAAAAUAGAUAAAUCAAAAAAAUCUUCAAGUCGUCUCGAAAAUCGUGUCGAAAGUGCGGAAUCUCUUAUUGGUAGCGAUAGAAGAACAGAAGGAGAGAUGACGAACCAAAUUGUUACGUGUGAAACACAAAAGAAAUUUGAGGAAGAAGUAGAUAAUGUAUCGACGAAAGAUUCUAUGAUGUACGAUUUCGAAGAUCUUCAAGAAGAUGCCGAUAACUCGAGAGCGUCUACGAACAGAAAAAAAACUCAAGCGAACAAUUCAACAACUUCUAGGCCAGACAGUAAUUUUACUACAAGACGUGAUCAUACACCUAGACCUACUCACACACAUGCUUCAACUCCUACCACUACCAACUUAACCGUAGAAAAUUCAACGAUGGAAAAUAAUACAACUUUUUCGCCAUUUUUUGGUUAUUACGAUGGUAAUCCACAAAACAUAGAAAACAUUGAUCUCACUUCUGAUAUGUUACCACCCACUUAUCAGGAACCUAAUCCAAUCAAUUAUCAUUUACCGUAUGAAAGACCUGCCAAUUUUUAUUCCGAUGAGAGAUACAAUUUCUAUUCAAAUUCCUUCCCAAAUUCGUAUCCUUCCGGACCAUUCUUCUCCGAACAUCUAUCAGAUUAUUCGACCAACGAUUUCGAUCGAUAUGUAUAUCCGCCUGAUAAUAAUUCUCCGACAUACGUCAAUCAGUUUAAACCUAUAAAGUAUAACUAAUUUCAUUUAUACAUAUAUACGUAUACAUUCACAGACCACGCAGAAUAUUUAUCUUUUUAUUAAAAAUAUGAUACCACCGAAUGAAUGUUCAGUUUUAAUU